GAACGAGCCUGCGCCAUGCGCCGAUUCAAAUUUCGAAACUCAAAACACGUUUCGAACGUACCGCGGUUUUAAAAUUUAAAUUAAGAACGCCUUCGGACAAACUUGUGCCGGAAAAAAAAAUUAAAACAAAAAAAACUUUACAGAAAGUCGUGUAAUCUGUGACCGUGGUCGGAUAUCGUGAACAAUUUAAUUACAGGUUUUAUUGAGAUUUAUCACUUCGUUAAGUUGUUUUCUGCUCAUUGGUGUGGUGUAACGGCAUUUUCUUUUCGUUUUGGAUUUGGUGGGCGAUUUUCAGCACUUAAUUGAUAAAACUAAAUCCAUCGAGACAAAGGAACGGAUCACAGUGUACAGUGACAAUCAAAAGUGGCAUGGCGAAUUGACUGAACACAACGGAUAAUGGGAAGUUGCGAGAGUGUGUUACAAAUAAUGAUGUGAAAAAGACAAUCGCGAUGCUUCUCGCCGCGUUGCUGUGCUUCGCUCGCUUCGGGAUGUCGGCCGGCGGUGGCGAACUGACCAGCGAGGCCACGGAAACCACCGUGGAGUCGGUGGUCAACGCCACGGAGUCGUCAGAGAUGAGCCAGCCGUACUUUGACAACAGUACAAAGAGGGAUUACACGGCUGCGGUCGGCCAGCCUGCGUACAUGCACUGCCGCGUGAAGAACUUGGCUGAUCGAGCGGUAUCCUGGAUCCGCAAACGCGACCUUCACAUUCUGACAGUGGGGGUGCACACAUACAGCAGUGACGCGCGGUUCGCGGCGCUCCACACAGAUGGCUCUGACGAGUGGACGCUGCGCGUUGCGCCGGCGCAGCCACGUGACUCUGGCGGCUACGAGUGUCAAGUCUCCACUGAGCCAAAGAUCAGCUUGUCUUUUCGACUGACUGUAGUUGUAUCAAAAGCGGAGAUCCUGUCAGGACCUGAACUCUUCGUGCGGGCUGGCUCAGAUAUCAACCUGACCUGCAUAGCCCGACACGCCCCUGACCCUCCUAGCUUCAUCUACUGGUACCGCGGGCCGCACGUGGUGAACUACGCGCAGCGAGGAGGCAUCAGCGUGGAGACUGAGCAGCGUACGCGCACAAGCCGUCUGUUGAUCGCGCGCGCAUCGCCGAGGGACUCUGGGAACUAUACCUGCGCGCCUAGUAGCUCUGAUUCAGCGUCAGUAGUAGUCCACGUGGUAAGCGGCGAGCGACCAGCGGCCAUGCAGAGUCACGGCAUCAUACUAGCUGCCCCAUCACUCACAACGAUACUCCUCUCUGCCAUCCCCAUGCUCAAAGCCAGAUCUAUCCUCAACCUGCUACAUCUCCUACCUAUAGAGUUAUUUUUACCCCAAUACAUUUUCUACAAAUCAAAUUCUAUAACCAGAUGA
Ostrinia nubilalis (European corn borer) is the source of this 1364-nucleotide messenger RNA. RefSeq names its product limbic system-associated membrane protein-like. The transcript has 7 exons. Gene Ontology annotation, biological process: synapse organization. The coding region runs from base 450 to 1364 and encodes 304 amino acids. The record is from RefSeq and is a predicted model, not a curated record. NCBI's taxonomy places the organism in Eukaryota, Metazoa, Arthropoda, Insecta, Lepidoptera, Crambidae. Gene Ontology annotation, cellular component: neuron projection membrane.